UUCUGCAUUGAAAGACCCGCGAAUCGAAAUGGUUAUAUAUGUACAAUUUUGCGUGUUAGAUCGCGGUAUAAAAUUACAGGUCAAAUUGUAAUUCGUCCAGACAAGCGUAAUCGAGAUUUUAGAAAACGUUAUACAGUCUACAAUUGUAUAUACAACAAAGAAAAUUAUAUUAUUGACACGAAACAAUGACGACACCGUACCGAAUGUGGGGCUCCUCGGAAGACAAGACCGUUGAAUUCGAAUCCCUGACGAAAAACACUUUCGAAGGAGCGCUCGAGGUCAUUAGGAAGAGUUUUUUCGUCUACGAGAAUGUAUGCAGGGGAGUAAAUCUGCUCUCAGAACCAGGUGCAUCAGAAGAACUGGAGGAACUUUGUUUGGAGACAGCCAAGGAUGGAGUUAGUAUAGUGGCCUUGAAUGUGAGCAAUGGAGAAGUUAUUGGAGUGGCCUUUAACAAGAUACAGGUUCUUACCCGUCCAUCAGAAAAGAGCGCUUUCGAAAUAUUCAGUGAAAACUGCAAGUAUAAAUCAUCAAAAGCUCUCGUGAAUUUCAUCAUCAAUAUGGAUGCCAGAGUAAAUUUAUUCAAGCAUUACAACACUGACUGUAUCUUCGAAAUAAUGUUUCUGGCUACGUUGCCUAAGUAUCAGAAACGCAGAAUAGGUGAACUAUUGGUAUCUACGUCCAUAAAAAUAGCAAACGAGUUGAAAGACGGGAACAAUGUAAAAAUACCAAUCACAAUAAACGAUAACAGUUUGAUACGUAAUCUGAGGGCACUACCUAAUUUAGUGACUGCGCUGAUGACAUCAAACUAUUCACAGAAAAUUGCAGCGAAGUGUGGAUUCGAAAACCUGGUGACAGUUAGCUUCGAAGAGUUCGAGUUCAACGGGAAGACUUUCAGUGAAAGGAUAGGGGAUGAACACGAACACUGUGUCUUAGUAGCUAAAAAACUGUUAGACUGAAUCUAAUUAUUUAAGAUACUAAUUUAUUAUUGGAUUGCGAAUUUUUAUGCGUUUUCAUUAUAGAUUGUAAUAAUUGAUGCCGAUUAAUUUUAGUUUUAAUGAUGCAAAAGAAUAUAUAUAUUUUCAUAUAAAAUUGUACCCAGUAUAAAGAUAAUUGGAUUAUCGUAGUGUCAUGACUGUACUCUCAGGUUAUCAGGCACUGUGUUCAAAAAUAAUUUGCUUAUCAGUGAAGACUGCCAUUUAGAUACAUUCUGUCAGCAUACGGGGCUGACAAAUAUUAUUCAAAGUAUUAUCAUAUCUUUCUUUUUUCUGGAAUAAACAAUUUGUUCAAUUCA
Molecule: messenger RNA, 1291 nt
Organism: Frieseomelitta varia
Lineage: Eukaryota; Metazoa; Arthropoda; Insecta; Hymenoptera; Apidae
Exons: 4
Coding region: 186-956 (256 amino acids)
Molecular function (GO): N-acetyltransferase activity
Source: RefSeq, a predicted model, not a curated record